Molecule: messenger RNA, 828 nt
Organism: Miscanthus lutarioriparius
Lineage: Eukaryota; Viridiplantae; Streptophyta; Magnoliopsida; Poales; Poaceae
Source: the annotation of a GenBank genome assembly
AUGGCGGCGAGGAUACGCCGUGCUACUCGUCUGAGAUCCCGGCCCCUACUGUUGUCCCGCCUCGCCAUCGCGCGGCCCGUGGGCGCGGAGUGGGCGCUGCUCGACGCCGACGCGCUCGGGCGGUGCUGGGUGGACGCCGUGCGCGCGUUGUCCUCCGGCGCGGACAGCAGCCGGAGCGGCGGAGGCGGCAACAGCAACCACCAGCACCACAGGCCGCCGCUGCGCCUUGAGCUGGCAAUGGCGCACGCGCGGGAUGGCGGGGGCCACGACCACGAGCACGAGGAGGAAGCUGAGGCGGCCGUCUCUACCUGGACGUCGACUCCGAGGCGGGGGCAGGGGCAGGGACAGGGAGGAAGGAGGCGGCAGAUCCCGGCGUUCGGGAGGUGGAACCAGCACAGCGACGACGAGGUGCCCAUCACACAGUACUUCGAGUCCGCGGUGCAGGCCGGCCUCCUCGUCAGGCCCGGUGGCCACUGCUACCACGACGCCACCGCCGCCGCCGCCGCCGAGCUGGUGCUGUUCAGGUCCUCCGCCUCGCCGCCUCCGCACAAGCCGGCCAAGAAGGUGCGGAGCACGAUGGAGGGUCACGGUCACCACAAUGAGGUUCACGUUCAGGCGGGGAGCAGGAGGCAGCAGCAGCUGCGGCAGGAGGCGUUGCCGCCGUUCGUGGCUGGCGACGGCUCCCGCCCGGCAAGGCCGAGGGUCGUUAGGGCGGCCGUGGACGAGGACCUGUACAAGGUCCCUUCCGAUAUGCCGCGCAAGAAGAAAGGGAGGAAGCAUGUGAGGAGCAUGUGGAUGGGCUGCGUGGGCCUCAACUGCGUCGCCUGA